UCGAUAAAGAGCAGUUCUGUCGGAAAAUGUUUCUCGUUCCACGUUUUAUAACCUCACGUAUUGUUCGCCUCCAUGGCUACAUCAAUCAAAAUUAUCGGAAAGUUAUAAGCCUUUGCCUGGCCAUCGGCACCGCCACCGGUACGGUGCACUGGCUCGCCAGCUAUCGUCCGGAUUUCGUCGAAAACCUGAACGGCAACCUAACGGAAUUCCCCUUCGGUGUCGCUUUCGGCAUCCUAACGAUAGUCCUCAUAGCGACCAUUCUCCUGUACGCCCUGCAUCUGGAAUCGGUGGAGAAGUCCCGCACCCGCAGCCGGACUGCUAUUCGAUUAAAAUUCGUCGACUAUAUUUUGCUCUGUCUCAGCACCCAGCUGAAGGAUGCAACCGAGCGUUAUCUGCGCCAGGGUAUGCUGGUGCAGGAGGAACUGGAUGCGAUGCACACGGAAAUAGAAGACUGUAUCGACCGAUUCCGGGAAAGUGCCCGUAAAUUGCUUGACACUCGGGCGACCUCCAGUGCUGCCACGCUCCAGGAGCUGGAGAACUUCUUCCGGCUGGACCAGCAGGGAAUCCAUAUCGAAGAGGAGAUCCUUAAAUUGAAAAGAAACUCGAAAUCGUUGCUCUCGGAGCGGACCAUCAAAGAAUUGCUAACCAAGUGAAAAGUGCAGGAGCGAAAAGAAAAUUUACCAAACCAGCAUAAAUUAGAAUCAAUUAACAGAUUUCCAAACAAGCUGCUUUCGAAUGUUUGAUUUAUGUCAUUUUUUGUGCCGAUUCGCGUAAACCUUUACUAGACGGGAAAGAGAAACCGCUCGGGACUGGGUAAUGUAUUGGAUUCGAUGCCUGUAACUAAGGUAAAGGUGAACGUGUUUUAAUUUCACAUGCACCCUGUGGGUGCUAUUAUUGCGUUUAGGACCUGGUAGGCCUAUUACGAACAAUGUUCGAACUGUGAAUUCGAAGUAACAGCAGACAAGGCGCAUUCUGAUUUGAGCAUUUUUGGACAGAUUGUCUAUCAUCGACCGUUGAAUAUAGCCGGGAGAAUUUGAACUAUUUGGGGAAUCAACUAAUUUCCCCGAUCAAGGAAAAAGAUUCGAUUGUUACUGACUAAAGAGUGCUGUUUGUAAACAAAAACUUAACAUUAUAA
Molecule: messenger RNA, 1135 nt
Organism: Topomyia yanbarensis
Lineage: Eukaryota; Metazoa; Arthropoda; Insecta; Diptera; Culicidae
Exons: 2
Coding region: 27-653 (208 amino acids)
Source: RefSeq, a predicted model, not a curated record